CAUUCAUCUCUUCGCAUAUCUCGAAUGGGCAAUUCCGGGUCGAGAAACCCCUCCCGUGGCACCGGGAAGGUCGUCUUCUGGGAUGGCACCGUCCAAGAACUUGAUAAUAUGCAUCUAACGGCUGCGGAGUUAAUGCUGGACCACCCCCAACAAGUGGUGGUGGAGCUCCAGUCCGCGGUCAGUGGGAAACGGGCAAGGCCGUUGCCGGCAGAUGAGAGGCUCGAUGAGAGCAAAGUGUACUUGAUGCUCCCUGUUAGACGGGGCAAACCUGCCUCAUUAUCGACCGAGGAAGCCAGGCAGGUCCUCCUGAUCGCUAGCUCAGCCCUGAGGUCGAGGAACUCCUCUGGUUUGCUCUAUUGGGGAUUCCUCCCGUUGCUGGCUCGUGUUUGCACCGCAGGGCUCAGAGGAGAUGGGAGGUACAUUCAUGUGCCUGUUGAUUCGAGGAAGAAGGGCAAUAUGGACCAAGAGAAGGAGGAGAAGGUGAUGGCAGUAGUUGGGCAAGGAAGGUGGCAGCCGGAGGUCGACUUUGCGGAUGUAUUGGAGGGCAGGCCAGAGUAUUUGAGCCGGCAGCUCUCGGGGAAGGGAUGGAAGCCAAGCCUGGAUACUAUAGUAGAGAAGAAGAUUGAGAACAGGGUAUCUCAUUGGUUGUUUUCAUCAUAGUUAAUGUAUUAAGGUUUGUAAUUACUAAUUAGUGUCCCCUUUUUAGUUCCCUUUGUUGUGUCGUUUGGUUGUGAAAAUCAAUAUUUAGCUUUCAUAGAGCAUGAAAAUGCUGGCUUGGGAGGAGCAAGUACAAAGUACACUAGCGCCUCUCCCGAUCGAUAUCCGAAUGUACUAAAGAAUGUGACGCUUAGUAUGUGCAUUCCGAGCUUUUCCGUUUGCCAAAUUUUGAAAUGAUGGAAUAUACCAACAAGCCAUAA
Molecule: messenger RNA, 917 nt
Organism: Punica granatum (pomegranate)
Lineage: Eukaryota; Viridiplantae; Streptophyta; Magnoliopsida; Myrtales; Lythraceae
Source: RefSeq, a predicted model, not a curated record